Molecule: messenger RNA, 1395 nt
Organism: Arvicola amphibius (Eurasian water vole)
Lineage: Eukaryota; Metazoa; Chordata; Mammalia; Rodentia; Cricetidae
Product: zinc finger protein 431-like
Exons: 4
Coding region: 1-1395 (464 amino acids)
Biological process (GO): regulation of transcription by RNA polymerase II
Molecular function (GO): DNA-binding transcription factor activity, RNA polymerase II-specific; RNA polymerase II cis-regulatory region sequence-specific DNA binding
Source: RefSeq, a predicted model, not a curated record
AUGCUGGAGACCUACAGAAACCUCACUACUGUAGGAUACAGUUGGGAAGACCAUAAUAUUGAAGAACAUUGUCAAAGUUCUAGAAGACAUGAAAGGCAUGAAAAAAGUCAAACUACAGAGAAAACUUCUGUAUGUACUCAAUGUGUUAAAGCCUUUGCAUGUGACAGUCAUCUACACAGGCUUGAAAAUACACAUACUAGAUUGAAAUCCUAUGAACAUAAUGAAUGUAGUAAAGCCAUUUUACAUCACAGUCAUCUUGAAAUACAUAAAAGAACAUACACUGGUGAGAAACCCUAUAAAUGUAAUCAGUGUGGUAAGGUCUUUGCAUAUUCCAGUACUCUUAAAAUGCAUGAGAGAAGCCAUACUGGAGAGAUGCCCAAUAAAUGUAAUCAGUAUGGUAAAGCCUUUACAUGUCACAGUCAUCUACAAAUACAUAAAAGAACACAUACUGGAGAGAAGCCCUAUGAAUGUAAUCAGUGUGGAAAAGCCUUUGCACGGAGUAGUAAUCUACAAGUACAUAAAAGAACCCACACUGGAGAGAAGCCCUAUGAAUGUAAUCAGUGUGGUAAAGCCUUUGCACAUCACAGUCAUCUACAGGUACAUAAAAGAACACAUACUGCAGUGAAGCCCUAUGAUUGUAAUCAGUGUGGAAAAGCCUUUGCACGUCACAGUAGUCUCCAAGUACAUAAAAGAACACAUACUGGAGAGAAGCCCUAUGAAUGUAAUCAGUGUGGUAAAGCCUUUUCACACCAUAGUACUCUACAAGUACAUAAAAGAACACAUACUGGAGAGAAGCCCUAUGAAUGUAAUCAGUGUGGAAAAGCCUUUGCAUGCCAUAGUAGUCUUCAAAAACAUGAAAGAAGCCACACUGGAGAGAAGCCCUAUGAAUGUAAUCAGUGUGGAAAAGCCUUUGCACGUCACAAUCAUCUUCAGAUGCAUAAAAGAACACACACUGGAGAGAAACCUUAUAAAUGUAAUCAGUGUGGAAAAGCCUUUGCACGUCACAGUAGUCUCCGAAUACAUGAAAGAAGCCAUACUGGAGAGAAGCCCUAUGAAUGUAAUCAGUGUGGUAAAGCCUUUUCACACCAUAGUACUCUACAAGUACAUAAAAGAACACAUACUGGAGAGAAGCCCUAUGAAUGUAAUCAGUGUGGUAAAGCCUUUGCACGGAGUAGUAAUCUACAAGUACAUAAAAGAACCCACACUGGAGAGAAGCCCUAUGAAUGUAAUCAGUGUGGUAAAGCCUUUGCAUGUCACAAUAGUCUCCAAGUACAUAAAAGAACACAUACUGGAGAGAAGCCCUAUGAAUGUAAUCAGUGUGGAAAAGCGUUUGCAUACCAUACCUUUUUACGUCACAGUCAUCUUCAGAUGCAUAAAAGAACACACACUAGAUAG